GCUGUUUUUAAUUUGAGGUUAUGUUUGUUUUCAGUAAACGUUGUGAAGGAGGAUGGAGUGUCUUGAUUUAAUAUAAAGUUGAAUUGAUAUAUUUCUGUGCUGUUGCACAGAUUAUUAUUAGUAUUAUCUUGAUUUAAAUAUCACUUUCAAAAUACAAAUGUGAUUGAAUUAUUAGUUUUAUUGAGAAUCGUACAUACAACAUUCUAACCUCAAUGUUGAGAGGUACGAUAAACAAGGAAUUUUGAUUUAUAUCAUUUUAAGGAUUUAAAACAUAAUUUAGGAUCUGUGUUAAACAAUAAACAUGUCAGACGAGGAACUGGAAAGUUUUGAAGUAACUGAUUUCGACUUGGAAAAUGAAUUCAAUAUCAACAGAAAACAGUUCAGACAGACAAAGAAUCAAGCUAUUUACGGUGAGUAUUUAUCAUUGUCUUUGACAAUUGGCUGUAUAUUUUUAUUGAAGUUUGUCAGCAACCACGGAGCGUACGGUCCGGAAAAAGCGAAGAAGAAGGAGCAGCAGGAAAAGGAACUACAGGAGGCGAAAGGGGGUAAAAAGGGCUCUGUAGGGGUCUCAGGGGAUGCCUCCCUGUCGCAGUGGCGGAAAGAUGGCGGAAAUGCGGCCAAAAAGAAGAACGUGCAGUAUGUGUAUAAGAGCAUUGAAGACGUACUUGAAGAGAGCAAGUACCCCAGCAAGGGAAAACGCGAGUUCAGUGAACUGGCAAAAGUGAAGGUGAUAGAUAUGACAGGACCCGAGCAGCGGGUUCUUUCAGGUUACCACGCCAUAUCGGGAGUGAAGAAGCCAAGCGAGCAGUGGGAGUUGAGACGUGAGAAGAAGUUCACCAACUUUGAGCUACCUGAACUCCAGCAUAAUCUGGAUUUGCUCGUCGAAAUGUGUGAAGAGGCGAUUGUACAGAACAACAAGCAGACAACCUACACAGAGGACAGGUCAGUGACGUUGGAGAACGAGUUGAAGAAUCUGGAGAUAGUGGAAUCGCAGGAGGCGCAGUCCAUUGAGACACUAGAGAAGGUGCUGGCAAUUGUCGAGGAUCUCAUGCAGAAAAGCGACAAUCAUACGCUCACACUCGACUUAGCUGCUGAAGCUUUCCACGAUUUACAGACCAACUACAUGAGUGAAUACUGCGCCUACGAGGUACAAUCUCUGGCGUUGGGCCUAGUGGUGCCCCUAAUCAAAGACCAGCUGAGCACGUGGAGUGUCUUGCAACAACCGUGCGCCCCCCUGGGGGUGUUUGGCAGGUGGCAACAGCUGUUGAGUCCCCCCACAGCUGGCAACAUGCACUUCACAGCUGAUCACAAUCACAGCUACCACAAGCUGGUCUGGGAUGCGUGGAUGCCGUCUAUCAGGAUAGCUGUUAGUACGUGGAACUGCCGCGACUACUCCAGAAUGCUGGAACUGGUGGAAGCAUGGCGUGGUGUGAUACCCGGCUGGACACUGGACAAUAUAAUCAGUGACCUCAUUGUGCCCAAACUCCAGCGGGAGGUGGAUGACUGGAACCCUGUUCAGGACACCAUCCCCAUACAUACGUGGAUUCAUCCUUGGUUGCCUCUUAUAGGCACAAAAGCCCUGGAAACGUCAGUAUUCCCGACGAUCCGCCACAAGCUAAGCGUGGCUCUGGUGAACUGGCAUCCGAGUGACCCAUCAGCUCGCCUCAUGCUGACUCCCUGGCAAGGAGUGUUCAACCGGGGCCAGAUGGAUGCAUUCCUUGUCAACAACAUUGUGCCGAAACUGCAUCAGAGCUUGCAACAGUUGGUCAUUAAUCCACAUCAACAGCAUUUGGAUAAUUGGAAAUGGGUGAUGGACUGGUCUGAAAUGAUUCCAGUGUACUCCAUGGCUUCUAUUCUGGAUAAGAGCUUCUUCCCCAAAUGGAUGCAAGUGCUCAGUCUGUGGCUGAAUGUGGCUCAACCCAACUAUGACCAGGUGAGCAACUGGUACCAAGGUUGGAAAGCAAUGAUACCGGAUCGGUUGUUGAAGGAGCCCUCAGUCCAGGAGCAUUUGAAUACAGCCCUCACCAUGAUGAGUCGAUCUGCUAUGGCGGCCGCAGGUGGAGGGGGCACCAGCAUGGCCGUUCCCUCUCCGCCCCCAGCCCAGAUGGACAACAAGUAUCAGAAGGCAGCCGAAUGUACAAGGACCUCGAACCAAGUACCGCAUGGCUUCAAGGACCUUGUCGAGAAGAAAUGCGAAGAGCUGGGAAUUUUGUGGGCACCCCUGCCCAACAGAUACAGGGAGGCUAAACAGAUAUACAAGUGCGGUAACGUGCAGUGCUAUAUCGACCGAAAUGUGUUAUUUGUUUGCGAUGUCAACACGGGCGUUUGGGCUCCUUUAUCACUGCAACAGAUGCUGGAUAAGGCUGUCAAAUAGAUUUAAAUUCAAAUUUAAAAUGUAAAAUAGAUUUGAAUUUUAUGAAAAAAGUUGAAUUUAUUUAAAUUUCAUGAAAAAUUUGUGUAUAUAGUGAUAUGUGUGUAAUAAAUGACGGUUUUUAGAAAAA
Molecule: messenger RNA, 2501 nt
Organism: Nilaparvata lugens (brown planthopper)
Lineage: Eukaryota; Metazoa; Arthropoda; Insecta; Hemiptera; Delphacidae
Gene: sip1
Product: tuftelin-interacting protein 11
Exons: 11
Coding region: 302-2374 (690 amino acids)
Biological process (GO): spliceosomal complex disassembly
Cellular component (GO): U2-type post-mRNA release spliceosomal complex
Source: RefSeq, a predicted model, not a curated record